Molecule: messenger RNA, 825 nt
Organism: Guillardia theta CCMP2712
Lineage: Eukaryota; Cryptophyceae; Pyrenomonadales; Geminigeraceae
Exons: 2
Coding region: 1-825 (274 amino acids)
Source: RefSeq, a predicted model, not a curated record
AUGAAGUCGAGGGGGGCUGGGGGUGCGACAAUGGCGGUGGCGAUGUUGUUGUUGUUGAUGAUGAUGAUGAUAGUGCUAGUAGAAGGGAUUCCAAGGAUUGAAACCAUGAUGAUUGAGGAUCCUGUUAGCCACGGACAUGGUCUGGCGACUCACAGGCGCCCUAAUUUGAAAAUGAAUGUCCCUUCCAAGGAUCGGCCGCCAUCCAUGGGCUUGCAGCCAUGUAAGCACGCUGCGACAGGGUUUGCAAGUACCGAGUUCAUCCCACUUGCUGCAUGUCGGGGAGGAGACGGAGGGGCAGAACAUGUCCAUCUGAAAUCUCACAUUCAUCUGGACGACAAGUCUGGAAGGAAGGGUACAAACCCACUUGUUGUCCUACAGCGGACGUUCUCCAUGAGGCCUGAGUAUGAGUUCACGCAGAAGGAUGAGGACACGUUCAUGAACACCACGAGGCUGAUGCGACAUGUCGUGCACGGGCUGCUCGUCCACAGCUUCGUGCAGUCGCUGGUGGUUGUCAACAACGUGUGGGAGCAAGGGAUCGUGGCUAUCCCGCAAUUUGGAGACUGCAUCGACGAGUUGUGGUAUGCUUACUUCAUCAACGCUGCUUCUGCCUCGUAUGAGGCGAUCGUACAUACACAAGGAGCUGACAUCCACAACCUGAUGCAAGCCGUGCAACAGGAGUGUCAGCUGUGGAAGAAGUACAGGGUCCCGCUAAUCAUCAAGACUGUGCUGAUGUUCAUCAUGCUGACGUGGAAACUUGUGAAGAUGUUGAAGGGUGAUCGCUUCCUCCUGUCACAGUACCACAAGAUAAUGGGAAAGCAGUCAUAA